AAGGAGGAGAGUUUAUUUUGACCUCACGAUGAAGAUAUUUUUCUUGCCUUUUUCCUAUCAUUUUUCCUUAUAACUCUCCAUUCCUUUCCUCCUUUUUACAACUUUUUCCGGGAACCCGCCGACGCCGACCAACCCGACGCCGGCGAGUUUUCCCACCUCUUUCCCCUUCUCCGAGGUUCCUCUGUUUUCAACUAUGCUCCUCACCGCAGGUUUUGUACAGUUUUAUUAUCUAUUUCAGGCCUCAAACCUACCAUGCAUUUUGUAACCAAAACUACGACAGGCAAUGCGUUGGUGGCAGAGCGCCUUUUCAUCUUCCUCCGGUUCGUCUUCCUCUUCCUCGUCAUGCUCCUCUUCCAAAGUAUACUCUGACGAUAGCCUCCUUGCCUCCGGUGGAGGCAUUCGUUACACCAUCAAAUCGGCUUUUUUCUUCGCCCGUAGGCGUCGACACGCUCGCGCGAAAAAACUCCAAAAUCUUACGGAAAAUGACGGUGAUGACUGGCGUUCUCACUGUUCCAACGAGAAUUUUCCGUCCAAAUGUUCCUCCGAUCGUCCGCCUCCGCAACCUUUGCCUUUGCCGGAGCUGCAUCUUGUGCUUCGCCACGAAUCCGAUGCGGUUUCGAAUGAACCCAAUGUACCAUUGCCAUCGCCCACAGACGCGCAUUUGCAUCAUAGAACUGGAGAGGAUUCUUCCAACGUUGAUACCCGUAAGGAUGGUGUAGCAUCCCAUGGGAGCAGAUUAUCAAGCCAAGAUGCUCGAAAGAAGAAAAAAGAGCACUUGGGAAGUCGCUUGUCUAGGAAGACACCUCAAAAGCUUCAUGUUGCUGAUAGAGUUUCUGAUAUCAGGAUCAGCGCACCCAUUAGUGCUCCUACAACUCCUUAUGCAAGUCCUGGACUCAGCCCACUAAAAGCUGGGGAUCUUUUAAAUCAUAAUUACAUGGCAUUCCCUGGUGCUUUUCAAGUUUGUUCUGCCCCGGAGAUGCCUCCAUCGGACAGACUUCAGUAUCCAGGUUUCUCUUACCAUGUUCUCCCGGAGAAAAAUGCUUUUAGUGUUGAUAAUUCUCCUCAUCACAGUCCAAGAGUAAGCCCACAGAGGAGUCGAAAGAUCACAAGUGGACCUGCAUCGCCCUUGCAUCAAUUAUUACCAAAUGAGAACUCAACAGCACGCCGUGAGAGUAGUGCGCAGGGAAAUGUCCAUCCACUACCACUUCCUCCUUUGGGUGCCACUCCUUCACACCCUACUUCCAUUCCACCAGUUCCCUCUAAUGCAGAGUUGACACCAAUCAAAGGCCAAUGGCAAAAGGGGAAACUUAUUGGGCGUGGGACAUUUGGAAGUGUAUAUGUCGCAUCAAACAGAGAAACUGGAGCUUUAUGUGCAAUGAAAGAAGUUGAAUUAUUACCAGAUGAUCCAAAAUCUGCAGAGAGCAUAAGGCAAUUAGAGCAGGAAAUUAAUGUUCUCAGUCAUCUCAAGCACCCAAAUAUUGUCCAGUAUUACGGCAGCGAAAUAGUUGGUGACCGAUUUUACAUUUAUCUGGAAUAUGUUCAUCCUGGUUCUAUCAAUAAAUUCAUCCGUGAUCAUUGUGAAACAAUUACAGAAUCCAUAGUACGAAAUUUUACUCGCCAUAUUCUCUGUGGAUUGGCUUACUUGCAUAGCAAAAAAACCAUUCACAGGGACAUAAAAGGGGCUAAUUUGCUUGUUGAUGCUUAUGGGGUCGUAAAGCUUGCAGAUUUUGGGAUGGCUAAGCAUCUCAAUGGCCAAGCUGCUAAUCUCUCCUUAAAGGGAAGUCCUUACUGGAUGGCUCCUGAGCUCUUGCAGUCAGUUAUGCAGACAGAUACUACCACUGAUCUCGCCUUUGCCACUGACAUAUGGAGUUUGGGUUGUACAGUAAUUGAAAUGCUGAACGGCAGACCACCUUGGAGUGAAUAUGAAGCAGCUGCAGCCAUGUUCAAGGUUCUAAAAGAUACGCCUCCAAUACCGGAAACAUUAUCACCUGAAGGGAAAGAUUUCUUGCGCUGUUGUUUCUGUAGGAACCCAGCGGAGAGGCCCUCGGCCAGCAUGUUAUUAGAGCAUCAAUUUAUGAGAGUCUCUCAUCAGCCAGAUGUACCUUCUUUCAUCAAACCAGUUGGUGUGAUACGAGUUAAAGAAAAGUUAAAUUCUCAAAAAGAGCAGACAACAUACAAUCUUGACCAAGGGCGUUUAUCACUAGAGAGGUAGCUCUUAAAAAAACUGUCAAUGGAAGGGAAAGUUAGAUUCCAAAUGGACUGCUUAUGCGAACACAUUCAUGAGAUGGACAUUUAUUCUUCUGUGCAAUUGGGACAGGCCAGCUGUGCAUCAUUGAAAUUCCAACUUAAUAUUAGAGCCCCAUCAUUUCGCUCGUUCAAAUCCCCUAUGGUCCUGUCCUCAUUUAAUCCCCAGCCUGCUCGGUGUAUAGCACUAUUGCAAAUGUAAAGUCAUUGCCAAAACUGGGUGCAACUACAAAAUCUCAACUGAUUUUGGGAUGGAAGUAGCAGUCAUUCUUUUUGGUUUCUCUUUCAACGAGAGCUGAACUUGUGAAUACAAUGGAGACCUCUAAAAUUGUGCUGUGUAGAUAGCUUGAAACCGAAAACUAAGUUGGAGCCAGUAGGUGCUCUGGCUUGUUGUCAAUAUUAACACCUCGAGAGGAACAUAGGUUUAUUAUCAUCCAGGGAAGUUUUUUCCUGCUGACCUUGGAGUUUAGAAGUAGAUUUUCUGUAAUGACUUCCAAAGCAGGAGAUUCAACAACAAUCAAAAGAAAAUGAAAUGCUUUGACAAAUUAUACAAUUCUUUAUUGAA
Molecule: messenger RNA, 2809 nt
Organism: Solanum stenotomum
Lineage: Eukaryota; Viridiplantae; Streptophyta; Magnoliopsida; Solanales; Solanaceae
Product: mitogen-activated protein kinase kinase kinase 5-like
Exons: 10
Coding region: 284-2212 (642 amino acids)
Biological process (GO): protein phosphorylation
Molecular function (GO): ATP binding; protein kinase activity
Source: RefSeq, a predicted model, not a curated record